AUGUCGACUCCGACUCUCCACAUCAUUCUCUUCACUGUUCUUGCAAGCCUCUUCGUCUCCACUUGCUGCGACGAUCAGUCUCGGGAAGAUGUUGCUCUCUUCAUCUUGGGGGACUCCAUUAAUGACGCAGGGACCAACAACUACAUAAACACCACUGCCGGCUUCAGAGCAAAUUUUCCUCCUUAUGGGGAGACGUUCUUCCGCUAUCCCACUGGGAGAUUCUCGGAUGGUCGUCUUAUCGUCGAUUUUAUUGCUGAAUAUGCAAAUCUACCGCUGAUUCCACCAUAUCUCCAAAUGAAAGAUGAUGAAUUCAUGGGAGGGGCGAAUUUUGCGUCCGCUGGAGCUGGUGCUUUGGUCGACACUUAUGAAGGAUUUGUGGUGGAUUUGAAGACGCAGCUGAAGCAGCUUGAACAACUAGAGAAGAAGCUGAGGAAAGAGAUGGGGAGCGAGAAGACGAAGAAGAUAAUUAAGGAGGGUGUUUACUUAAUUAGCAUCGGAACCAAUGAUUACACGAAGCCUCUACUUAAUCCUGCUCUGUGUCAGUCCAUUUCCAUGGAAGAUUACGUGGGGAUGGUGAUUGGGAACAUCACCUCUGUGCUCAAGGGAAUAUAUGAGGUAGGAGGAAGAAAAUUUGCAAUGAUUGGAGUGGGGCAAAUUGGGUGUGCGCCAAGCGGGAGACGAUUGACCAGAAAUGGUUCUUGCUCAGGCGAAGCCAAUAAGAUCGCACAGCUUCACAACGUUGCGCUUACUUCAAUUCUUGCAAAACUGGAGACGCAACUCCAAGGAUUCGAGUACUCCUACUUCGACUUCUACACUUCAGGGAGUGAGAGAAUCCAAUACCCAUCAAAAUACGGUUUUAAGGAAGCAAAAAGUGCGUGUUGUGGUUCGGGUCCUUAUAGGGCAAAUUCGACUUGUGGAGGCCAAAGAGGAGUGAAGGAAUAUUCAUUAUGCCGUCAUCCUGAGAAGUACGUGUUCUUUGAUUCUGGCCAUUCAAGUGAGCGGGCUAACCGACAAUAUGCACAGUUGAUGUGGAAUGGGAGUGUGAGUGUAAUCAGACCUCGCAACCUGAAAGAAUUGUUGAAGCAUGAGGGUACUUGAAUUU
This is a messenger RNA of Eucalyptus grandis, 1102 nucleotides long. RefSeq names its product GDSL esterase/lipase 5. The transcript has 5 exons. NCBI's taxonomy places the organism in Eukaryota, Viridiplantae, Streptophyta, Magnoliopsida, Myrtales, Myrtaceae. The record is from RefSeq and is a predicted model, not a curated record. Gene Ontology annotation, biological process: lipid metabolic process. Gene Ontology annotation, molecular function: lipase activity. Bases 1 to 1098 code for a protein of 365 amino acids.